UUUAAUGAGAAUUGUGUGCCAGUAAAUGUCGUAAAAUAUCAGAAAUGUAUCCUGUUUUAACUAGAACUGCUUCGAAAAAUGUAAUUUUACAAACUGGCAAAACUGUUUGUGCUCAUUUUCUACGUUAUUCCAGCGAAAAUUCGAACGAAAUUGAGCUCCCUCCCGAACCUACAACAUGCUGUAUGUCUGGCUGUGCAAAUUGUGUGUGGAUCGAAUAUGCUGAGACAGUGGCAAAAUUAAUGGAUGGAAAUUGUGAUCAAGCACGACAAUUAGUGCUUAAUAAAAUUCAAGAUCCGAAUUUAAAAAUGUUUUUAGCCAUCGAAUUGAAAAAUAUUCAAUAUAAUUUGGAACAAAGUAAAAAUACGAAUGAAACGGAAUCAAUCGACAAAGAUAAGGGGAAAUAGUUUUUUAUUAGUAUAUAUUUCGAAUGUAAUUAAAAUUUAAAUUUAAACGAUUCAAAUUCUUAUGUCAAAAUAUGCUUUUUUUUAUUCUGUUGAAGUCAGAAUUUUCAACAUCAAUAGAUAAAAUAAUUUCCAAAACUAGACUUUGUGUAGUUUGUCUCCUAUCUACAUAUGCAUCUUGUUAUUAGAUUAAUAAUAUAGGCCAAUAAAUGUUUGACCCAGACAUCAAAGUAUACAUUUGUAGCGCUGAAUUCUAACACAUUAUGUUUUCGAUGUAUAAUUUGUAAAAUUUUCAUUUUUGCUCAUAUUCGAGACGUUAUAGCAGCUCGGAAAGAUUUUUGUUUAUAAUAUGUGUUAUGUUGUCUGAAAGUCUGUCGACUUUAAUUUAUAGGUUUAUAGUUGUAUCAUAAUUGGUUGGGAUCCAGUGCUGCCUUUGGAAAUAAAUUUUGCUCUCUGGUUUUUAUUAAUUUCUUAGAAUUUUAAUUUUUUAGAUGAUGUUUACAUACAAUUUUAAAAAUUCAAUUUUUUUAAUAAAAAUUAAAAAAAAAACUUUA
Molecule: messenger RNA, 955 nt
Organism: Lucilia cuprina (Australian sheep blowfly)
Lineage: Eukaryota; Metazoa; Arthropoda; Insecta; Diptera; Calliphoridae
Exons: 3
Coding region: 45-404 (119 amino acids)
Cellular component (GO): mitochondrion
Source: RefSeq, a predicted model, not a curated record